Molecule: messenger RNA, 17167 nt
Organism: Cavia porcellus (domestic guinea pig)
Lineage: Eukaryota; Metazoa; Chordata; Mammalia; Rodentia; Caviidae
Gene: Kdm5a
Product: lysine demethylase 5A
Exons: 29
Coding region: 209-5281 (1690 amino acids)
Biological process (GO): chromatin remodeling; regulation of DNA-templated transcription
Cellular component (GO): nucleus; chromatin
Molecular function (GO): histone H3K4me/H3K4me2/H3K4me3 demethylase activity; DNA binding
Source: RefSeq, a predicted model, not a curated record
CACCCGGGAAAGGCGAGAAGGGAAAGCCGUAUAUCGAGGUGGCCUUUCUUCGUGGAAGAACUCUGUUCCUGCGGUGGCGGAGGGACAUGACAGCACUUUAACUUCCGGAAAGUCCGGGCUCUGAGAGGAAAAGCCCUGAAGGAAACAAUAACAAACAGCAGGAAGGAGCGAUUCUGGGUUUCAGUGUUGUGGACCCCCGGCUCUUGCCAUGGCGGGCGUGGGGCCGGGGGGCUACGCGGCGGAGUUCGUGCCACCUCCGGAGUGCCCAGUCUUUGAGCCCAGCUGGGAGGAGUUCACAGAUCCGCUCAGCUUUAUCGGCCGCAUCCGGCCUCUGGCUGAGAAAACCGGCAUCUGCAAAAUCCGACCGCCAAAGGAUUGGCAACCACCAUUUGCAUGUGAAGUAAAAAGCUUUCGUUUUACUCCUAGAGUUCAGCGCCUGAAUGAACUUGAGGCAAUGACCAGGGUGAGACUGGACUUCUUGGAUCAACUGGCAAAGUUUUGGGAACUUCAAGGAUCUACUCUGAAGAUCCCUGUAGUUGAGAGAAAAAUUCUGGAUCUUUAUGCUUUGAGCAAGAUUGUUGCCAGCAAAGGAGGUUUUGAAGUGGUCACCAAAGAGAAGAAAUGGUCUAAAGUGGGUAGCCGCUUGGGGUAUCUGCCAGGAAAAGGAACUGGGUCUCUUUUGAAGUCCCACUAUGAAAGAAUUCUCUACCCAUAUGAACUUUUCCAGUCUGGUGUUAGCCUUAUGGGCGUACAAAUGCCUAAUUUAGAUCUUAAGGAAAAAGUGGAACCUGAGGUUUUCAGUGCUGAUAUCCAUACUUCCCCAGAGCCUGGCUCCAGGAUGAAUAUUCUGCAUAAGAGAACACGACGGGUCAAGUCUCAGUCAGAAUCUGGAGAAAUACACAAAAACACAGAACUGAAGAAACUUCAGAUCUUUGGGGCUGGACCCAAGGUUGUGGGCCUGACAGUAGCUACAAAAGAUAAAGAAGAUGAGGUCACCCGAAGACGAAAAGUUACCAACAGGUCAGACGCAUUUAACAUGCAAAUGAGACAACGGAAAGGAACUCUCUCUGUUAACUUUGUUGAUCUCUAUGUGUGUAUGUUUUGUGGUCGAGGAAACAAUGAAGAUAAAUUGCUUUUGUGUGAUGGAUGUGAUGACAGCUAUCAUACAUUUUGUCUCAUUCCACCGCUACCUGAUGUUCCCAAGGGAGACUGGAGGUGUCCUAAGUGUGUUGCUGAGGAAUGUAACAAACCUCGAGAAGCCUUUGGAUUUGAACAAGCCGUACGAGAGUAUACACUUCAGAGCUUUGGAGAGAUGGCAGAUAAUUUUAAGUCUGAUUAUUUCAAUAUGCCAGUGCAUAUGGUUCCCACAGAACUAGUAGAAAAAGAAUUCUGGCGGCUGGUUAGCAGCAUUGAAGAAGAUGUUAUUGUAGAGUAUGGAGCUGAUAUCUCCUCCAAAGACUUUGGAAGUGGAUUUCCUGUGAAGGAUGGUCGGAAAAAGAUGUUGCCAGAAGAGGAGGAGUAUGCACUUUCUGGUUGGAAUUUGAAUAACAUGCCUGUCCUGGAGCAGUCUGUUCUUGCACACAUUAAUGUAGAUAUUUCUGGUAUGAAGGUGCCAUGGCUCUAUGUGGGAAUGUGUUUCUCUUCUUUUUGCUGGCACAUUGAAGAUCACUGGAGUUACUCCAUUAACUACUUGCAUUGGGGAGAGCCAAAGACAUGGUAUGGUGUGCCAUCUCAUGCUGCAGAACAACUGGAGGAGGUGAUGAGGGAGCUGGCCCCUGAGUUAUUUGAGUCCCAGCCUGAUCUGCUGCAUCAAUUAGUCACCAUCAUGAACCCCAAUGUGCUAAUGGAGCAUGGUGUGCCUGUGUACAGGACCAAUCAGUGUGCAGGCGAGUUUGUUGUGACAUUUCCUCGUGCCUAUCAUUCUGGAUUUAACCAGGGCUACAACUUUGCUGAAGCUGUGAACUUCUGUACUGCUGACUGGUUGCCCAUUGGACGUCAGUGUGUAAAUCAUUAUAGACGCCUAAGGCGCCAUUGUGUCUUUUCACACGAGGAACUCAUUUUCAAGAUGGCAGCAGACCCAGAGUGCUUAGACGUGGGACUGGCUGCUAUGGUGUGCAAAGAGUUGACUCUUAUGACUGAAGAAGAAACACGACUAAGGGAGUCUGUUGUACAAAUGGGUGUCCUGAUGUCAGAAGAAGAAGUGUUUGAACUUGUUCCUGAUGAUGAACGACAGUGUUCAGCAUGUAGAACCACAUGUUUCCUCUCGGCUCUCACAUGUUCCUGUAAUCCUGAGCGGCUUGUAUGUCUCUAUCAUCCAACUGAUCUGUGCCCCUGCCCCAUGCAGAAGAAAUGUCUUAGAUAUCGCUACCCAUUAGAAGACCUCCCUUCUCUUCUUUAUGGUGUAAAAGUCAGGGCACAAUCCUAUGACACUUGGGUCAGUCGUGUUACAGAAGCAUUAUCUGCUAACUUCAACCACAAGAAAGAUUUGAUUGAAUUGCGAGUAAUGCUGGAAGAUGCUGAGGAUAGGAAAUAUCCAGAAAAUGAUCUCUUUCGAAAACUCAAGGAUGCUGUAAAAGAAGCUGAGACUUGUGCUUCUGUGGCCCAGCUGCUUUUGAGUAAAAAGCAGAAACACAGGCAGAGCCCAGAUAGUGGGAAAACUCGGACCAAGCUGACAGUAGAAGAAUUGAAGGCCUUUGUUCAACAACUUUUUAGUCUUCCAUGUGUUAUCAGCCAAGCUCGACAAGUAAAGAAUCUGCUUGAUGAUGUGGAAGAGUUUCAUGAACGAGCUCAGGAGGCAAUGAUGGAUGAAACCCCGGAUUCUUCCAAACUGCAGAUGUUGAUAGAUAUGGGUUCUAGUCUGUAUGUGGAGCUACCUGAAUUACCUCGACUGAAGCAAGAGCUACAGCAGGCUCGGUGGUUGGAUGAAGUUAGACUGACCCUCUCAGACCCACAACAAGUCACUUUGGAUGUCAUGAAAAAGCUGAUUGACUCUGGGGUAGGGCUGGCACCCCACCAUGCUGUGGAGAAAGCAAUGGCUGAGCUACAGGAGCUCCUUACAGUCUCUGAACGAUGGGAAGAAAAGGCUAAGGUCUGCCUACAGGCAAGACCUCGGCACAGUGUGGCAAGUUUAGAAAGCAUUGUCAAUGAAGCCAAAAACAUUCCAGCUUUUCUACCCAAUGUGUUGUCCCUCAAAGAAGCCUUACAAAAGGCUCGAGAGUGGACAGCAAAAGUGGAAGCUAUUCAGAGUGGCAGCAAUUAUGCUUACUUGGAGCAGCUUGAAAGCUUGUCUGCUAAAGGGCGCCCUAUCCCUGUGCGACUUGAUGCACUGCCACAGGUGGAGUCACAGGUGGCAGCAGCACGGGCCUGGAGAGAACGCACAGGGCGGACCUUUCUGAAGAAGAACUCCAGCCAUACGUUGUUACAGGUGCUGAGCCCUCGGACUGACAUUGGUGUAUAUGGGAGCAGUAAAAACAGAAGGAAAAAAGCAAAAGAAAUAAUAGAAAAAGAAAAAGAAAAAGAUGUGGACCUUGAGCCUUUGAGUGAUCUGGAGGAAGGACUGGAGGAAACUAGAGAUACGGCCAUGGUGGUGGCAGUAUUCAAAGAACGAGAGCAAAAAGAGAUUGAUGCUAUGCUUUCACUGAGAGCCGCCAACCUAGCCAAGAUGACAAUGGUGGACCGCAUAGAAGAAGUAAAGUUUUGUAUUUGCCGUAAGACAGCUAGUGGGUUCAUGCUACAAUGUGAACUCUGCAAAGACUGGUUCCAUAACAACUGUGUUCCCCUGCCUAAAUCAAGUUCCCAGAAAAAAGGAUCCAGCUGGCAGGCUAAAGAAGUUAAAUUCCUUUGUCCACUUUGUAUGCGGUCUCGAAGGCCCAGGCUAGAGACUAUACUGUCACUGUUGGUAUCUCUUCAGAAGUUGCCUGUACGGUUGCCUGAAGGAGAAGCCCUUCAGUGUUUAACAGAACGUGCUAUGAGUUGGCAGGACAGAGCCCGGCAGGCCCUCGCCACAGAUGAACUGUCAUCUGCCUUGGCCAAACUGUCUGUGUUAAGCCAGCGGAUGGUCGAACAGGCAGCACGAGAAAAAACUGAAAAGAUCAUCAGUGCAGAACUCCAAAAAGCAGCUGCUAAUCCAGACUUACAGGGACACUUACCUAGUUUUCAACAGUCUGCCUUUAACCGGGUGAUGAGCAGUGUAUCAUCUUCCCCUCGACAAACAGUGGACUAUGAUGAUGAAGAAACAGAUUCUGAUGAGGACAUUCGGGAGACAUAUGGCUAUGACAUGAAGGACACAGCCAGUGUGAAGUCCUCUAGUAGUCUGGAACCCAAUCUCUUUUGUGAUGAAGAAAUCCCUAUCAAGUCAGAGGAAGUGGUAACUCAUAUGUGGACAGCACCUUCAUUCUGUGCAGAGCAUGCUUAUUCUUCUGCUUCUAAAAGUUGUUCUCAAGGUACUAGCACUCCAAGGAAACAACCUCGGAAAAGCCCUUUGGUUCCCCGAAAUUUGGAGCCUCCAGUGUUGGAGUUGUCACCUGGAGCAAAAGCCCAGCUGGAAGAACUCAUGAUGGUUGGAGAUCUCUUGGAAGUGUCUCUGGAUGAGACACAACACAUAUGGCGGAUUUUGCAGGCCACACACCCACCCUCAGAAGACAGAUUCCUACAUAUCGUAGAGGAUGAUAGCAUGGAAGAGAAACCAUUAAAAAUGAAAGGAAAAGAUUCUUCAGAGAAGAAACGAAAACGGAAGCUAGAAAAGGUAGAACAGCUUUUUGGAGAAGGAAAACAGAAAUCCAAGGAGCUAAAAAAAAUGGACAAACCCAAAAAGAAAAAAUUAAAAUUAAAUGCAGAUAAAUCAAAGGAACUGAAUAAACUGGCCAAGAAAUUAGCAAAAGAAGAAGAAAGAAAGAAAAAGAAGGAAAAAGCUGCUGCAGCCAAAGUUGAACCUGUGAAAGAGAGUACUGAGAAGAAAAGAGAGAAAAAAGUGCUGGACAUCCCCUCCAAGUAUGACUGGUCAGGAGCAGAGGAGUCUGAUGAUGAGAAUGCUGUGUGUGCAGCACAGAACUGCCAGAGGCCCUGUAAGGACAAGGUAGACUGGGUGCAAUGUGAUGGUGGCUGUGAUGAGUGGUUUCAUCAAGUUUGUGUGGGUGUAUCUCCAGAAAUGGCUGAAAACGAAGAUUACAUCUGUGUAAGCUGUGCAAAGAAGCAGGGGCCAGAUAGCCCAAGUCACGCGCCACCUUCUUCCUUCCUAAUGAGCUACAAACUGCCAAUGGAGGAUCUUAAAGAAACCAGUUAGCAGAUGCUUGGUUAGUUUGGGACAUGGAGGGAAUGGACCAUUUGAAACCUUAGUUAUACAGUAGAGUGGUUGAGAUCCACUCAGAAUGUUGCUUCCAAAGAUGAACAGCCUUCAAAGAAAGUCCGCUUAGUGCUAGCUUCCCCUUUGCAUGGACUGUGUGAGCUAUGUUCUCUAUCAGCACAUCUAUGCAGAGGAUGUCCUCUUUGGUACAACAGCCAGUAUUUCAACUCAUGUCCCUUGAGUAUAAUUUACUGGAUUAAGGCCAGACACUUGAUAGAGCUCAGAGCUGGCUGGUUGGCAUUAAUACAUGGGUGUGCUAGCAGAGCAUGUAGGAUGUGGCUUAAGGCCAGCUGAUGUUAGAGGCUUAUAACUUAGCACUACCAUCUGAUGGUACUGAUUGCUUGAAUCUCCUUAGUUGGGACAGUUGGAGAGGAGUCAGAGUACAACUUUCCUACCACUAUUACCUGGUAUUUAAUGUUCCAUCAGUACAGCUAAAAGGAACAGAUCAGUUAUUCUUAGAAGUAAUGAGAGAGUAGUCCAGUCUGUAGACCUCAGCUGCUUAUGCUUAUUUAUACCAACAAGAAAAUCCCAAAUAAGAGAACCUUGCACCAUCUGAGUGGAUUACCUUAUUUUCUAAGCAGAAGGAUGACUAUACUGGAUGCUGGGAAGAAGAAUUUUUCUUAUUUCAAGGCAAAAGCCUUCUUUUUUUUUUUUGCCUUUGAGAAGUUUGACUGUCUUGGGUGUACAUUUUAGAGAAGAACAGGUACAUCAAUCCAAACUUCUUAAAAAAGAAAAGAAAAGUAAAUUAAAAGCAAGAAAAAGAAGACCAGAAUGUCUUUCUGAGCCACAGCUUGCAUGCUUUUUGGGAGACCUUCAUUCGCAAAUAUUCCAGGUACCAUCUGGCUUUAGGCAUGGCCAUGAGCAAGACUAGCAUCAGCUUCUUGCCUUGCGGUUCUGACCCGAUGUUUGCAGUUCCCAACAUGGCAACGUCUGAACAUGACUCACAGCAAAUGCUAUUGAAUAAUACCUUGACUUCAUCAGAGAAUGUGGGGUUGUAGUACCUCUGCGUGAUAAAGCUGUUUUAGUAAAUCCAUUUUUAAAAAGGAAAAAAAAAGAACUUGUUUUUACUUUUUUCUAAAUGUCUGACUACUGACUAUUCAAUAAAUAGAUUAUUUUUUUUAAUAUACAUAUAUGAAUAUAUAAAUAUAUAUAUAUAUAUAAAUAUAUAAAAUAUUUACUGUUACCAGCAGCAUAUGACAAGAGUUUCAACAUCAAAAAUCCAUUUGGGAGGUUGCUUUUUCUUUUGUGCUUUAAUAAGGAUGUCCCAUUCCUUCUUUGUAGUACAAGGAGUUAGCAUUCCCUUCUUCAUCCAUUUUGGUUUUGUUAGAAUAGAUAAUUGUAUUUGUGUUUGUGUGUUGGGACUUGUCCCUGUCUGUUGGGAACCUUGGUCUUAAUUCUAGUUUGUACUGGCUGUUGUUUCUUUUGUAUGUGAAUGUUCGAAACCACGGUGCUGUCCUUUUCCCUCCUGUUAGGUAAGCUAUGUAAACUGUUACUGGAAGGAGACUAUUUUCUUUUAAAGGACAAAAGAUAAGUUUCACUAAAAAUAGUGUUUUGUCUCACUAUACUGUGUCCUUUAUUUUGGUUUACAAAUCUGUGAUUUGACUUAAAUGUGUUAGCUGUCCUUUUUUUUUUCUGAAAGGGGAGAUUGGCAUGGACCUAGAACAGUUUGUCAUCUCCUCUUUCUUUUCUGUCCCAGUCUUUUUAAAAGAAAUGUCUUCUAGUAAAUAGAAGUGAAAUGUACUGUCCAGUUACAGUGUGAGUUGGCAUGAGAUCUAACUCAAAAGGCAUCUUCUUAAAGAAAAAGAGGUUUCAUAUAAGAUCCAAUUUCUGUAAAUUUUUCUCUGGUUCACUGCCUACUGUGUGUGUUCAUUCUUCUUUUAAUACUGUAUAACAUUUGAAUGUUUUGACCUGUUAAGGGAUUUGUAAGUGUUGCUGUGUGGUGUCUUCUGAUUUCAUCUCAAGUGUAUGACUUAAAACUUCAGUGGACAUUAUGAGGAAACUAGUUUUCAUUUUGCUGAACUACAUACAUACAGAUUAUCACUUAAGAAUUUUGCCCGAGUAAUAUUACAGAAGAAAGCACAAUUUUUUUUACCAUUUGGUCUUUAUAAAUGUCUUUAAAUAUUUAUGGGUUAAAAAUUCAAAAAUAAGUGAUGGGUAUACAGAAUACAUUUAAAAAUUUAAUUUUCCAUUCCCAGUCACCAGGGGACAGUUACAAUGAUGCUGAGAAAAGUUGGUAUCUUGAAGUGUACAGUGGGUGGAUAGGUGGUUGUUUGGGGAGUAAUUUGUAUACUUGCUAUGGUUUGUGAUUAGCUAUGGUUUGUGAUUAGAGGAGACCUGGAAAACAAGACAGUCAUCUUUUGAUAUUUUGAAACUUACAGUAUUUCAUUUAAUUGAUAAUAGGAUAUUUUCUAUAGUUACUUGGAGGAUUUAGUCUGUCGUGACUACAGGUUGAAAAGAACAGAAGAAAGAAAUUAGUCCUGCCCUCUCUAAAAGAAAUCUGCAGUUUUGGAAUUAAUGAAAUAAGAUUAAUCUAAAGAAAUAUUGGUGUUCUAAUGUAAAGCAUUGAUUUUACUUUAAGAAAGUACAUUUGCAACCAAGUUUACUCUUCUCUUCUGUUAAUAUUUUAUAAAAAACUUAAUUUAAAAGAUUUCUCUACAUUCCAAUUUCCUCAGAGUUGAAUUCUUCAUCAUUCAUAUUUUAAUCUGUGUUUAAUUCUUUCAGAGUAUUUCUCAUUACUGUCAUAAAUAUUUUAACAAAUUAAUAGAAAAGUAAAAAAAUGAAAAGAUUUAAUAAUUCCUCAGAGGAUCAGAAUUAUACAAAUCUCUAAGUUUAGAAGUGCAAGCAUAGUAUCAGUAGUUAGCUUUCCUCCUGGGAAGAGGGGACAUUUUCCUCUCACACAUGCUUGUUUCACUUCUGACAAUUACUGCAAACAGCCAUGUUGAAAUGUAGACCCUGGGCUCCCUUUCUAAGCUGCUCCAAACCAGCUUUGCCUGCAUAACUCAGAAUUGUGCUUUAGUAAACUUAUGAAUUAUUGCAUGUCAUACUUUGAAUAAUUGAGAAGAUAAACAUUUAAUCUGAUUGCCCAAGAGUAAUCAAAAACAUGCUAAAUGCUAAUAGAUCUGUAAGGUUAGCAUGAUUUUACCUGUGUUUCCCUUCUGUUCUUCUCUGCUUGUCAUUUACAGAUAUCCAAGAAAUGUCAGUUAAUUUUUUUCUUAAUCAUUAAUUUUAGAUGCAGUUCAGUUCCCUCCUUGUCAUUAUUAUAAUUCUGUAGUACAUUUGUGUAUCAACCAGUACUUACAUUUGGAGGAUGAAAGGAAAGAUUAAGAAAACAUCUCUUGCAAAGUAUGGUAUCAUCCACUUUAAAAGAAGAAAAGUGAUAUUGGAGUGGGAUUUUAAAAUUGUAAAUUGCCCAGGAUUUAGCUCAGUGGCACAAGUGCCUCCCUGGCAAGCAGUCGGUCACGAGUUCGAUCCCCAGUACCAAUAAAAUGAAAUAAAAUAUAAUUGUAAAUUGUAGAAAAUUGAACUGUUGGAAUCCCACAUAUAACCAGGUUCAGUAAGGUUUCACAUCUGAAUAAUAGCUUCAUACUUUUCAUGUGUAGAAAAUGGCCUUUGCUAUAAGUCCUGAAGCAUAAUUCCCUUUGAAAUCCCUCCCUCUCCUUCAUUUUCCUCCUCUUCCUUCGUCCUCCUCCUCCCUUUUCCUCCUCCUUCUUUUGAUUACUUUCUUCUUCUUGGCCUUCCUUGCUUCUCUUUUGACCUCAUUCCUUCUUCCUCCUGCCUCCUUCCCCUUCCUCUUUUUUUCCUGAUCCUCUGCUAAGUUGUAUUUAUAACGUAAGUGAGAAAGAACGGAUGUUAGUGUAUUUUUGGAAUUGCAUCUUUCCUUGACCUGGAUUGUAUCUAGUCAGUGCUAUGCACCCUAAUAUGGGCACUAGAGAAGAAUUCAAUAGGUUUUUAAAGAUGUAUCCCUACUUGCUGUUAUUUUUUUUACAGUACUUCAGUUGUCUGAACAGAAAUGUCUUUUGUAAAGUCGAGACCUUCUGUUGAUUAUCCCCUUCCAUGUUUAUUGAAAAUUUACCAGGGUUAUUGGUGGUGCUUUAUAAAAAGUAUAACUUGAUUUCCUAAUUUUUUUUAAAGCAUGUUUUAUGUUUUAUUUUCUGAAAUAAUAUUAGAUAUAGUUACAUUAUAUCAGAAAAUUUUUAGAAGUGUGUUUACACAUACAUAUGCAUUCAGUUUUCCCAUCCCCACUCCUAACCUGAGCCCCUGUCAUUUACAUUGGUAGCAACUUUAAAUGACAAUGAAGUAAAUUUUGGUAAUAAGUGUUGAUAGUCCUGAGGAAAAUUAGUUAUUAUAUGGGAACCACUUUUAACUUGUGCCAAAGCAGUUGUAAAUAUUUUAUUUGCUAAUUAUAAACUGAGUUGAAAUAAUUUUGCUUAUUCAUAUGAUCAGCUUAUUGAUGAGAAUAGCUUUUUGGAAAGUAUGAAGUAUGAAGUAGAAAUAAUUUCAUAAGGAUUUCACUUAUCCUCUUUUUAUCAAGAAACCAUUGAUGACCAGCAAAUAUUUUCUCACCCUUGGUUCUUAAGAAAUAUCCCUUUUCAGUGGACCAGGAAAAGGGAAAACAAGGAAAUGUCUUUCUUUUCCUUUGGCCUCCAAAUUCUCAUUAGUUCAAACUCAAGUUGCUUCAAGAAAGUAAAUGGUACUUCCUCUGCCUCUCGCCUUUCCGAGGCAUACUAGAUUGUCCCAAGUAUGAUGGGGGAGGGGGCGGUGUUAGAAAUCAGACUCAUCACCUCACAUUUACCAGGCAGGUAUUAUGCCACUGAGCUAUAUCCCCGGUUAUUAUCCCAAAUGUAUGGGAUAGAUCAUUGCUAAAAAUUUUAAGGUUCUGUGUGCAUGAAUUGUGAUUAUAUAUGUGUAUAUUGAGAGGAAGUUAGUUGGAUGUAGGAGGGAAAAAGUUGGUUUUCUCUUAACUUGGAAAAUAUUCUUGACGGCAACAAAAAUGAUACUUGAAAUUUCAUGAGAUGACAAGUCCUUUCCUUUGUAAAAAUUACAUGCACUCCUAGUUUACAUCAAGUAUGUCUUGGGCCUUUGACAUUGUGGUUAAUGCCAGUAAAUGGAAGAUCCUGAAUUUCUUCAUGGAAAGCUUAACCAUUGACUGGAAGAUCAUGCAAGAUGAAAGUAGAGAACAAUAUUAGGUGUGAUUUAAAAAUACAGGGAAUGUUUAAAAUGUUACAGGAAAAGAUACAUUGCUGUUAAUCUCUCGCAAAGUAUUUCUACUUGCUUUGAACACACUUGUCCCAUUGUUCUUGUCACUUUUCAAAGUGGACUUUCUCAUAAUCCACUUCCAUGAAUGUCUUUAGUUGUGCUGUUAUGGUUGCCUUGAUGUUCUGAAUAAACUCAAAAACAUUUACCUUUCAUGGCCAUUUUGACUUUGGGGAAAGAAACAGAAGUCACAUGUGCCAGAUCAGAUGACCAUUGUGGGUGAAGGUACUCUGUCAUGUUUUACAAGCAUGCCUUUCCUAUUGGUUGGCACUCAGCAGAAUUCAUUCUCUCUCUCUCUCUCUCUCUCUCUCUCUCUCUCUCUCUCUCUCACACACACACACACACACACACAAUUUAUCACACCUCAAAUCACAGAUUUCUAGAGCUGCUUCAAAAAAUUGCAAGGAAAAUGGAGUGUGUUUAAAGCAAAGGAUAGUAUUUUGAAGGAGAUUAAUGGCAGUGUGUCUUUUCACUGUAACAAAUUUAUUCACCAUGUGUUUCUGUCACCCUCUGUACAAAAGAAUACAGCCAGACACUAUAUGAAUAAAAUUUAGAGUAAUCUUGGAAUUUCUUGAUUCUUCUCACCUGGUUACUCUUGGUUUGUUUUGUUAUAUUUGGUACCGAGAUUGAACUGAUGACCUUGUGCUUGCCAGGCAAGCACUUACACCACUGUGCUAAAUCCCCGGCCCUGACCUGGUUACUCUUUAAGGCAUAUUUCCACUCUAUUUUUGUGGAAAAAAGGAUUUAGUUAAUAUUUCUGUAUGUCAUAGUCCCAUGAAUUUUAUUAGGCAAACUUUCUGUUUUUAAAAAUUUUUAUUGGCACAUAUUUGCAGUAUAUGAUGAUUACAUUCAUCACGGAAAUUUGGAACAUGUACAUAUCUUAAUCCAUUUCUACUUCUUCCUCUCCUCUAUCUCUAGACCUCCUUCCUAUUUGCAAAAGAUCUGCCUUGCUGUUAGUUAUCUUUUCUUUUUCUCUUUAUAUUUGGGUUUCUCAUACAAGAGAAAUCACAGCCAAGACUUUUCUCUAGCCUUGUCUUUAGAGCUGUCUGUGUACCUUAUCAGUGGAAAGAAAGACCUCACAAGAAGAUUCAAAAAUGGCUAGGUGGUUCCAGCUGGUGAACUUACACUACUAAAAAUUUUUGAGUUGUAAGACAUAGAGAUGAAAUAAGAAUUUUUCUGUAGAUUAAAAAUCUUUUUCAAAAGGCAAGAUAAGAAUCUGAGAAUUAUUAAGCUAAAGAACACUGGAUUUAGGAAUCAAGUAAUCUUAAGUUUUAGAAGUAUCUAUGGCUAUGUGUCAACUGUUUGGUUCUCAGUGUCCUGCCACAUGUAAGUUUAUGUGAAUUCAAAGAAAUUUAAAUCACAGCCUCUUUCCUUGAUAAACUAGGACAUGGAUGAUUUUGAAGUGCGUUUCGUCCUAUCAGGUUAUGCAAUUGAAAGAAAGAGUAGACCAUGUGAGUUAACUCUCUACCCUCAACCUCAUCAGAAUGUGGGUCUCUUCCCUGUCCAUGUUCUGUUGCAGCCAGCAGGCCACCUGGCCACCUGCUGCCUUAGUCUUUCUGACCUUGCCCUUCCAUGCUCUCUAAGGCUAAGCUUCGUUGAGACACAGAACAGCUUAUGGCUGAUCCUCAUUUUAGGUGAGCUGGGGAGCAUCCAGGGUGGAAAAACUAGACUCAAUACUCAUUUUAGAAUUCAGUGUGACAGUUGAAGUACAUAAUCUUGGUCAUUGCCCAGUACUUGUGUUUUGUUUGUUUUUCGUAAAACCACCUUUAUUCUAUAGAGUUGCAGUUGAAACACUAAGACCAGUUUAAUCCACUUUGCUUUUCUUCGCUAUGUGUACUGCUGCCUCGGAAGUAGAACCGUAUUUGGUCAUCAGUUCUUGCUCAUAUUGUAAUACUGUUACCUGCCUUCCUUAAUCUACUUGCUGUUGCUGAAUGCCCUGCUAGUUCUCUGUGCUAUACAGGUCUUCCCUGCUCUUUGUAAAUACUUUUUCUGCUGCUUAACUUGGCUCUCUCAGCUCCUUUUAUCUUCAAGAGUUACUUUAAGUGUAAAGUGCCUUGUUCUUUCUUUUUUUUUUUUUAAUCUUUCUUUAUACUUACUCUUGAUUCUCAAGCAGCCUCCUAUUUCUUUUUUGUUUGUUUGUUUGUACCAGGAAUCAAACUCACAACCUUAUGCUUGCUAGGCAGGCUCUUAUGCCCCUCUACUAAACCCUGGCCCCAAGCCUGCUAUUUCUUUAGGCACUGUUUGCCUCCAAUUGGUUCAUUCUGGCUUUGGUCUUGUAGCAUACACUGGCCUGUCAAGUUACCUAUAGUCUGCUAUUUUUCAUCAUGCUGACUCUAUGGAAAUUUUGCCUGGAUCAAGCAAAUAGCCAUCUUACUUGCUUUUGUGGGUUGUGGUGUACUACCAAGUACACACCACUGAUAGGUAGCACUACAGAUUGCCACAGAUGGGUGGGUUCUCAAAGCAAUUUAGCACCUUCGUGGAUCCAGCAACUUCUUUUGUUCUUAGAGUAUUUUAGACAUUCUCCUCUUGUUAAUAUCCAAGCUUAUAUAUCCUCCCACAAUUGAAGCCUUUUAAGCCUGCUGAGCCCUUGAAGAAAUUGAAACUGGAGAGCUCUAGGCUUCCUUAGUGAUCUUUACUGUAAGCAUCUUCAUCUGUCCUAUGUCAGCACUGCAUAUAUGUGUGAAUGAGCAAGAGUCAGUGAAUCUGAUCUUAACUUCCUAAAGAUACUUUCCCAUCCAUCAGUUUCUGUUUUUAAUGUCACCUUCGUUUAGUACAUAAACAUACUCAGGUCUCUUAAUUCUCAUGUGGGCCUGUCUCCGCUCAUUUCCCGACUUCGUCUUUUAUAGCCAAGCUCCACUGUUGUGCUGAGGCAUUCCUCGGCUUUGUGUGACCUGACUUUAAUAACCCACUGAAGUUAUUCCUAUUAAAGUUGGUGUGAGCCCAUAUUGCUCAGCCCAGUGGGCACUUUAGUUCUUACUCCACCAUUCUUCAGCAUCUCACAUUGUUAUCUAUAUCCCCUUUUUAAAGACUUCAUUGACUUGUUAGUUAAUUUUUUUUUACAUAUUUAAAGUGUUCUAUUCAGGACUGUACCGUGGACAUCCUAGUUCUCUUCCAGUUACCACUUUUAUUAAUAUAAUUCCCCAAGUCUUAAUUAUCUGCCCAUGCUUGCUUUCUUAGAUCAAUUAUGGCAAACAUUUCCAUUGUAUUUGUUUUAUUCACUCCAAAUUCCUUGAGUCAAAAACCAAGCGUACCUCCCUUCUACACCUGUUGCCUCCCUCUUACAUCAGUGCUUUUUUUUUUCCUGUUUGGGAAAAUGGCUACUAUGGUAUCUUGGUUCAUGAAUGCUUUUGUUUGCAAACAAUUUAGUUGUGAGCAGAAGUGUUCGACAAACUUCUGUUUUUGUUUGUGAACUCUGAAUCAGGUGAUAAACACAACCGUGGUUAUUUUUCUCAUACAAACAUGAAUGUGGUCGUCUUUACCACGGUUAAAAGAAUUCUGUUCAUGAGGUGGUAGCACUGAGGUUGUGCAAGACAAAAUCUUCUACACUACUAUAAUAUUAUUUUUGCCCUCUUUUCAUAUACAAUUAGGUGGUUUAAUUUAUCUUUAAAUUCUUAAAGAUAGUUUAUCUUUCGUCUUCAUCUGUGUUACCAUUGUGAUACAGUGGUUCAAGCUCUCAUCACUUUUCACCUGAAGUUGUUUCCCCACUAGUCUUUGGUCUGGUCACUGUAGUUUAUCUCAAGGGUGUGUCUGUUCCUUACUUAGUCCUAUAGAAUAUGCCUCUAUCUCUGUAAGCUCAUCAUCUACACAUACUCAGUCACUGUUCUCCUACCAUUAUGAUUUUCACUUUACAAAUAACAAGCUUUCCCUCUGGAAUGUUCUAGCUUUCUCCUUAAGAUGUCAACUUAAAUGCUACUUUUUUAGAUGUUCUCAUUCUGUCUCAAUAGCCAGUUUUGUUCUUUUUGGAGAGUUUGCAAUACAUAUUUGUAAGUUCCACGAGAGCAAGGGCCUUGUUUCCUUUAUCUUUCUGUAUCUAGCUGCUAGAGAAAUAUUAUGUAUAUAAUACUCAGACCAUGAACUCUGGUUCAGGCUUUCUUUCUCUGUUAUUGUCCCUUUGUGCUGUUCUUUCUGUUUAGACUGCCAUACCUUCAUCUGUCCUUUCACCUGUCUACCUCCUCUUCAGAAUGCAGCUCUUCCCCAAACUCUUCCUUCAGGCUACAGAUAUUUUUUUUUUCUGUCACUCUUGACAAAAUUUAGACUAUGCAGUGGUUGUCAUUGUAUGGCUUUUGGAUUGGCAGCAUCAGUAUCACCAGAAAUACUGUUAAAAAUGUAGAACUGUGGGCCCCACCUCAAACAUCUUAAAACUCAGGAUGAGUCUCACAACCUGUGUUUUUAGCCAUCCAUAUGACUGUGCUGGAAUCUGAGAACUACUAGAGCAGUGCCGGCCAACCAUUUAGAACUUUCAAUGAUGAGCAUCCCGCUGCAGCACAAGUACCAUAGGUUCAUCACCACUGCACUGUAGUCCCCACAUUUACAGCUCUAGCAUCUAACAUUGCCUCGAAGAAAGAACGAGAGCUGUCUUUCUGUUGCCUCAUCAUCCUGCUUCUUUUGAGGAUGUCCUUUUAUUUGCCUCUCCAGCAGCCUCUCAAUAUUUGAGGAUAACCAUUAUUUCCCUGUCAACUCCUGGUUUAUUAUCAUUAAUUCUUUCCCAUGUGCUAUAUCUUUAAAUCCUUUUACAUUAUUCAUUGGGUUUCUCUGAACAAAUUCCAACUUUUUGCCUUAAGUAUGUAAUUAGCAUACCCUCAGCUUUCAAGCUAUAAUUCUUAGUAAGACUUGUCUUUAUAAAUCACCUAAGACAGGGUUUAUAAUGAAUAUAGUUGGUGUUUCAUUUGUACAUUUGGAUGUGUUCAGUGGAAGCCAAAGGUACUUCAAAGCUGUGUAUGUUCACUACCUCACGGGACCUGGCCUUAGUAAUAUGUAAUUCAGUAAAAUGGGUUUAGGUAAUUGAAUUGGUAGUUCUUAGAACCACCUGGGGAACUUUCCAAAAAUCAUAAACCAUACUUGUUACUCCCUCUCCAGAAAGUUGAAUCUCAAGCAUCUCAGGGUAUAGCCCAAACUACCAGUAUUUUUUAAAACAGCUUUACAUCACAUAGAUUUCACUAAUUCUAAUGUAUGAUUCAGUGAUUUUUUAGUAAAUUGUGCAACCAUCACCAGGUCACACAUACUUCAGAAUGUUUCCAUCAUUCCUAGAAGAACCUUCAUGCCUAUCACAGCCAUUCCUUGUUUCUGCAUUCAGCUGUAGGUGAGCCAUUCAUCUAUGUUGCUAUAGAUUUGCCUUUUCUAGACCUAAGUGUCAGGAGCUUUUUAAGCUCUCAGCUGAUUUCAGUAUGCAUCUGAAGCUGAAAAGUCCUAAAUGCAUUGUGAUCAAUCUUGAUUUUUAAGAACUAUAUAAUAUGGAUGUUUCAUGUAUUUUCACAUUUAUGGCCUUACCCAUGCCAGUGCAUGCUUCCAUUACUGGUAUGAUAAAACAUCAUUAAUUUGACAAUAGAACUUAAUAUACCAUUCGGUUAUUUUCCCUUUAUACAUUUUAGUAUCAUAUUCAAAAUUUCUUCCCAUUCUCUCCUGAAGGUAUUUUCAGACAUCUCUAGAAUGCUUUUCCCCCACUAACAGAAGAGUGCUGGAAGGUGACUCGGCACCAUAUUCUGCCUGAGAAAAUGUAGUUUCCAGAAAUGAUUAUUGAUACUGGUCUUGACUCCAUCCUUAAAGUUAUUUUCCUUUUAAAUAUUUUUUGCAUUGCUGUUUCCAUACAAGAUGUUUUGCUAUCUUGAUUAUUUUUUGUGAAAUAAUAAGUUUUUGCUUUAUAGGUGUAUUAUUUAUAAAUUUUUUUGGGAAAAUGUUUCUUUAAUAGUUCAUGUACAUUUGUUGAAAGCUAUAAUUACAGCACUCUUGGAGGCUGAGGCAGGAAGAUCACAAGUCUGAGCCCAGCCUGGGAGACUUAGUAACUUAGUGAGAUGCUGUCUCAAAAUAAAUAGGACCAGGAAUGUAGCUUAGUGUAAAAGCUCUGUAGUCAGUCACCAAUACCACCCACAAAACAAGCCUAAUAUAAUGAAAGAUUGUCUUCCACCCAAAAAUGACCACUGUUAAGAUUUAACUGAAUUUAUUUUGAGACUUCUGUGGUUAUUUAUAUAUGUAUGUAUACAAAUAUGUACAUCUUUAUAUAAGGGAGAUUAUACUUUGUGCUGCUUUGUGUCUUGCUUCUUUUGCUUAAUAUUGAGAGCAUUUGUACAUAACUAUAAAUACUGAUUUGUAUUAUUUUUAAUGGCUAUAUAGUUUUGCAUUAUAUGUAAUCCUAAUGAUUUUUCAGAACUAUGUAUGUUGAAGACACUAUUUCGUUAUCUUACAUUGCAAAUUUUGGCCAUCUUGUUGUCUUUCAACUUUAUAGUUUUUUCUUUAUAGAAGUUAUUAAGUUUUAUGAUGUAAACUUUUUAAAUUUUAUAGUUCCUGGUUUUCCUGACAUGCUUAGAAUGACCUUCCCUACUUCAAGAUAAUAAAAGUACUCCAUGAUGUUGCUUAGUA